This is a messenger RNA of Melitaea cinxia (Glanville fritillary), 584 nucleotides long. Its product is annotated as 2-oxo-4-hydroxy-4-carboxy-5-ureidoimidazoline decarboxylase-like. Gene Ontology annotation, molecular function: carboxy-lyase activity. Gene Ontology annotation, biological process: allantoin metabolic process. The record is from RefSeq and is a predicted model, not a curated record. NCBI's taxonomy places the organism in Eukaryota, Metazoa, Arthropoda, Insecta, Lepidoptera, Nymphalidae. The transcript has 3 exons. Bases 39 to 560 code for a protein of 173 amino acids.
GUAGUUUUCAUUUAUUGAUCGCUUGUUGUCUUUACGACAUGGAAAACGUUAUUAGCAUUUCUGAAGUAAAUUCUAUGAAGGAUGAGAGAUUUGAGUGGGUGUUUGGGAACGUGAUAGAGCUGUGCAGCGAGGCGGCGGGUCACGUAAAGAAUAUGCGGCCCUUUAAAAACGUAACUGACCUAUGUGCUGCGUUCUACAAAUAUUUAGACGACGUCACUUUUGAAGAAAAAAUCAAAAUUCUUAAGUGUCAUCCUGAUUUAGCGGGACGAUUGGCCGUACAAGGAGAGCUAACACCUGAAUCUGCCUGUGAACAGCGUAGUGCGGGACUUAAUGAUUUAACUCCAGAACAGAAAUCUAUUAUUGAUUCUCGUAACAGAAGCUACAAAGAAAAAUUUGGAUUUCCUUUUAUAAUAUGCGCAAGAGAAAAUAAAGUGCAAUCAAUUAUUGAAGGGUUAAAAACACGAUAUAGCAAUACCCAAGAAGAGGAAAUAAACACUGGUAUAAAUGAAGUGAAGAAAAUAUGUAAGUUUCGAAUACUUGAUAUUGUCAAAAAUGAGUAAGAAAUAAAUGAAUUUUAUAUUUUA